UACCAUGACACACAGGGUGAGAGAAACACUUCCUAUCAGAAGCGCUGGUUCAUGUUGAAGGCAAACCUGCUCUUCUACAAGGACCGGCCCAACCACCACGACCUGCUUGGCGUCAUUGUUUUGGAGGGCUGCUCGGUGCAGCUGUGCGAGUCCGAGGAGCAGUUUGCCUUUUCGCUGGUGUGGAGCGGUGAACCGGGCCUGCGCACCUACAAGCUCGCCGCUGAGGACCAGCCCAGCCAGGAGAGCUGGAUCAGGGCCCUGCUGUCAGCCAACCACGGCUACCUGGCCGCGCUGGUCAUGGAUCUGGAGAAACAGUACAAAGGUGAAUGGGUGCAGGGUUUUGUUCCAUCCCAGCACUAGACAAGCUAGAUAAUUGGGAGUAGAUGCAUCAACAGGGUGUUUGCCUGGUCAUGAGAGUAGCUGGAGACAAGUGGUCAAGCUUGGUUGUUGAGAGCUAGUAGGUGUGCAGGGUUUUGUUCAAGCCCAGAAUUAAAUAACCGGAUUCAACUAAUCAUCAAGUCCUCAAUUUAGUUGAAACAAGUGUUUUUUAGUGCUUGGCUGGAAUAAAACCCUGCACGUCCUAAAUAUCUCCAUGAUCAGGAUUGGUGACCGCAUUGAAAUGUACUUAUGGGUUAGUGGUUCCCGCUACUUAUACACAUGAUGGUUUUACAUACGCAAAGCACCUUCAAUGUUCAUCUGUGUUCAUAGAAAUGGUGUUUAGUGAAAAGGCCUUGCAUGUCCUAGCACCUUUUUUCUUAGUCGCUUCUUCCUCCUUCCACAGAGGCCAUGAAAGUAUUUCCUGGUGACCCAUCCCAGCAGUCUACACUGGCUGGCCCAAACACAGAGAGGCCAACUCCGUCACUGAUUUGGCUGAACUCUGGGACCGCGACCCUUUCACAGUACCCAGGGCCAGGUGUGGAAGCCGGGCAUAGCUUUCGCACAUAUCAAAUGCUACAAGCCCCUCCCAUUUCCUCUAAACCAACCAAUAAGAGGUCUCCGAAACUCUGGCCCAAGAGAAAUGCAAAUGUUGUGCCUAUUAAUGUCCCAGCCCCGCCCCAAGGGGAGUGGUCAGUGACUGGGUCGGGACCCAAGGUGGAAUUUAGCAAACUGCAUGAGGACUUUGGCAAGGAGGUGAAGGAGCUGAUUGCUGAUUGGUUGAGAAGGGGACAGGAAGAUGUCAUUCAGGAAGAGGACUUAAUUGAUUUUGGUUGAUUCAGCAUGGGAUGUCACUAUAAGCAUGUAAACAGUCCAUACCAAAGGAGUCCGUACCAAAUGCAAUAAUGGAUGCCUACAUGAAUGAAUAUUUGUGAAUGUAAGAAAAUAUGAUUAUUUUAAAAUAAACGUUUUUUUAGAUAGUGUUCCUCCUCUUCCCCAAUCAUUUGAAUUAAUAUAUAUGAUUUAAAUGGCAAUCAGCUAUGUUGUCAUUUAUCAACAGUUGUUUUCCCCACUAGAGCCAAUAAGCUACAAGAUAAUUACAUGUAAUACCAUAAUGAUACAGCUAUUACAUUCAAUAAAUAAUACAUGC
Coregonus sp. 'balchen' is the source of this 1525-nucleotide messenger RNA. Lineage: Eukaryota; Metazoa; Chordata; Actinopteri; Salmoniformes; Salmonidae. The record is from the annotation of a GenBank genome assembly.